AUGGCCACAGGUUUCUUUUCUACAUGCAGGUGGUUCACCACAAGUCAGCAAAGGCACUUACUGUAUAUCCCUGUAUUCCCCAACCAAGAGCAAGUAAAAGGCGAAUGGGGAGGCAGAAUACUGCAAAGUGCAGAUAAUGUUGUCACCCUGUCCAUCACUCCUGCUGCAGACUCCAUUGUGGGAAAAUUCCGGAUGUAUGUAGCCAUAAUGACGCUAAGGGAUCCUGAAAGAGAUAUUUACAUCCUUUUCAAUCCAUGGUGUGAAGCAAAAUUUGAAUACGGUGUUUUGGAUGCCUGCCUUUAUGUAAUGGACAGCGCACAGAUGCUCUUGACUGGGAGGAAAGACCCUGUCAAAGUCAGUCGUGUAGCAUCUGCCAUGGUGAACUCAAAGGAUGAUGAUGGGAUUGUUGUGGGCAGCCGGUCUGGCAAUUACUUAUAUGGUGUGGCUCCAACAGCCUGCACUGGCAGUUUUGAAAUCCUGCUGAAUUAUGCCAGUAGUGGGGUCCCAGUGUGCUACGGGCAGUGCUGGGUCUUUGCUGCUGUCUUCAAUACCUUUCUGCGCUGUCUUGGGAUACCUGGCAGGGUUGUCACUAAUUUCUUCUCAGCUCACAACAAUGAUGGGAAUUUAAAAAUGGACGUAAUUCUAGACGAGAAUGGACAGUUCAUGCCCUCUUUAACAAAGGACUCAAUCUGGGAAAUUGAAUGUACCAAGGACGGUGAAAUGAUCAAGUGCAAAACCCCAGGCAUCAGUGCGCUAAAAGAGGCUCGUGAUCUGCCUUUGAAAGCUACCAUGUUUGAUGUCUGCGAAACAACAUCAGCCUUCUCAUUAGGAAUGUACAGAUGUGGACCAGCUUCAGUCAAAGCUAUAAAACAUGGUCAAAUAUGUUUUAAAUAUGAUGCUCCAUUUAUUUUUGCUGAGGUUAACAGCGAUGUUGUUUACUGGAAGAGGAUGAGGGAUGGGACGCAACAACCCAUUAAAGUCAACAAGCAUCAUGUGGGACGGAUGGUAUUGACAAAGGAAGUUGGCCGGGAUGAAAUAAAGAACAUUACUGAUCUGUACAAAUUCCCAGAAGGAGGGGCCUGCUGCAAGCAGGGUUUGUGAGCUGUAUCGCCAUUUAUUUAUAUAUUUAUUUAUUAUACAUUUAUUAAAC
Molecule: messenger RNA, 1150 nt
Organism: Acipenser ruthenus (sterlet)
Lineage: Eukaryota; Metazoa; Chordata; Actinopteri; Acipenseriformes; Acipenseridae
Product: coagulation factor XIII A chain-like
Exons: 11
Coding region: 1-1101 (366 amino acids)
Biological process (GO): peptide cross-linking; blood coagulation, fibrin clot formation
Molecular function (GO): protein-glutamine gamma-glutamyltransferase activity
Source: RefSeq, a predicted model, not a curated record